UUUUGUAAAAUUUUUAUUUAUGAUAAGAAAACGCGUGUGCAUACUUAUAAUCUACGCAAAUAAAAUCGAGUAAAAUAUGCCCGUGAAUGAAUCCACACAUAAAUAAUAAACCUGAAGUAAUAAAGCCCGGUUGGGAACAUCAUUAACCACAUUCGGAACCGCUAAUUAAUCUACUGCUAUUAUAAUUACAAUAAGCUGGAAUUUUCCAAGCACAAUGUAUCACAUAGGAGCUAAUAAACCAACAAGUAGAACUCAUGAUCGGACCAUCUCAGAUAUUUUUGACGGAUUAGCUCAAAUAUUAAAUGAACUAUCAACUAUAAGGAGAACUCUCGCAAAAAAUCUAAUAUUCCAAAAUCUUCCGUUUUAUGAAACUCUGAAAGUAUUGAUCAGACCAAUAGAAUUAUCAUCAACAAACCCUUUUUACCAGAACAUUUACCUCAGUUUAACCUCUCAAGAAGUUAAUGAUAUUUGUCAGUCUUGCUGUCAAGUAAAUGGAAAAAAUAUUUAUAAUGUGAAGGUAUUUGUGCGUUUUGUUAGAAACAUCCCCAAUUGGACUCAACCAGAUUCCUUGCCACAAGAUUUGAAAAUUUGGAUAAACAACGACUACUGUGAUCUAUCCACACUUGCUCCUGAGAAGUAUAAGUCUGAAUAUUAUGAUUCGCCAUUAGAUAUCACCUCGUUAUUGAAAUUAUCCUAUGUUAAUAUUAAUAAAAUUGAAAUAAAGUGGCAUCCUUCAGUAAGUCCAUUCGUCAUCGCAGUUUAUCUGGUAAAAACAUUGACCAGCCAUGAUCUGUUCACUAAAUUAUCAGCUAAAGAUGUUCGAAGUGCGGACUAUACUCGAAGUGCGAUCAAGAGCAAGUUUGAAAAAGACAGCGAAAUAAUUCCAACUGCUGUAGAGAUAUCUCUGAUCUGUCCUCUGAGUAUGAAAAGAAUCGUAACUCCCUGUCUCUCUACAAAAUGCCAACAUCUCCAGUGUUUUGACGCUGAAGCCUUUCUGCAAGUGAACGAGAAAGCUCACAAUUGGAAGUGUCCGAUUUGUGAUUCGUUUGCAGAUUUUGAUAAGUUGGUAAUCGAUGACUUCUUCAGGAAAAUUUUAUCGUCGAAGAAAUUGACCGGUGAUGAUAUACGAUUGCUCCAGGAUGGUUCGUGGGAAAACGCUGGCAGUACAAAGACCAUCGAUUUGGAUGCUACUAUUGAUGUUGAAGAUAAUGAUACUAUUCUGAUAGAUGACUCGGAUGACUCGGUGAUAAUCGAUUCCACUGAAGAAUACUUCAGGGAGACAAAAUUGUUCUUGUAAUUGUCAUUGUGAUGAACCUGAUAUUGUAGUUAUAAAGAAAACAGCUUAAAUUUUUUGGGUUUAUUAAUCAAUAAUUUAAAUAUAAUUGCUAAAUUUUUGAGUUUGGAAUAUAUCAAGCUGGUA
Cotesia glomerata is the source of this 1420-nucleotide messenger RNA. Its product is annotated as E3 SUMO-protein ligase PIAS2-like. The record is from RefSeq and is a predicted model, not a curated record. Gene Ontology annotation, biological process: protein sumoylation; regulation of transcription by RNA polymerase II. The transcript has 3 exons. The coding region runs from base 215 to 1297 and encodes 360 amino acids. Lineage: Eukaryota; Metazoa; Arthropoda; Insecta; Hymenoptera; Braconidae. Gene Ontology annotation, molecular function: transcription coregulator activity; zinc ion binding; SUMO ligase activity.